Messenger RNA from Pararge aegeria (speckled wood butterfly), 1983 nucleotides. RefSeq names its product nucleolar protein 58 (gene nop5). Lineage: Eukaryota; Metazoa; Arthropoda; Insecta; Lepidoptera; Nymphalidae. Gene Ontology annotation, cellular component: small-subunit processome; box C/D methylation guide snoRNP complex. Gene Ontology annotation, molecular function: snoRNA binding. The coding region runs from base 140 to 1777 and encodes 545 amino acids. The record is from RefSeq and is a predicted model, not a curated record. The transcript has 5 exons.
GUUAUUUGUCAAUUGUCAAAGUCAAGCUCCCGCGAUGGUGCAGCGUCGUUUGGAUUCGGCAUAAAAUUACUAAAUUUUAAAUUACAAAUUCAAUUGAAUUGGUUCAAGUGAGUGGUGGAGUGUUGAGUGUAUUGCAAACAUGUUGGUGCUAUUUGAGACACCGGCGGGGUACGCGAUAUUCAAGUUGCUGGAUGAGUCAAAGUUAUCUGAAAUUGAUAAUUUAUAUCAGGAGUUCAACACACCAGAAGGAGCAGCAUCUGUAGUGAAGUUAAGAAAUUUCAUCAAAUUUGAUGACACAACAGAGGCCCUAGCAGCAACGACCGCAGCUAUUGAAGGAAAACUUUCAAAAACCUUAAAGAAAGCCCUCAAGAAACAUGUCUGUAAAGAUGUACAGGAUCAACUGUUGAUUGGUGAUGCUAAGCUUGGUAGUGCCAUCAAGGAAAAGUUUGAUUUGCAGUGUGUUUCAAAUUCAAAUGUCCAGGAGUUGUUGAGAUGUAUCCGAUCACAGAUGGACAGUCUUUUAACCGGUUUACCAAAAAAAGAGAUGACUGCUAUGGCUUUAGGUCUUGCUCAUUCGCUGUCCAGAUACAAGCUUAAGUUCUCCCCGGAUAAAAUUGACACCAUGAUAGUUCAAGCACAGUGUUUAUUAGAUGAUUUGGAUAAAGAAUUGAAUAAUUACAUCAUGAGAUGUAGAGAAUGGUAUGGUUGGCAUUUCCCGGAACUUGGAAAAAUUAUCACUGAUAACACUUUAUUUGUUAAAGUUGUUAAGUUGGUAGGCACACGAGAUCACGCUGCUAAGACAGAUUUAUCUGACAUUCUACCAGAAGAAUUAGAGGAAAAAGUUAAAGAGGCAGCUGAAAUUUCUAUGGGAACAGAAAUCUCUGACGAUGACAUAGUGAAUAUUCAAAACUUAUGUGAUGAGAUCAUAGCUAUUACUGAUUAUAGAACACAUUUGACUGACUAUUUGAAGGCAAGGAUGAUGGCAAUGGCUCCAAAUUUGACCGUAUUAAUUGGGGAGCACAUUGGCGCAAGACUAAUCGCGCAUGCUGGAUCAUUAAUGAAUCUAGCUAAGCACCCAGCUUCUACGAUACAGAUAUUUGGUGCUGAGAAAGCCUUAUUUAGAGCUUUAAAAACUAAGAAGGAUACCCCAAAGUAUGGUCUGAUUUACCAUGCUCAAUUAGUUGGUCAAUGUAGUACAAAAAACAAAGGUAAAAUGUCUAGGAUGCUAGCGGCUAAGGCUGCGCUGGCGACUAGAGUUGACGCGCUGGGUGACGAGGUAUCGUUCGAGCUAGGGGUGAAACAUAAGGUUAACUUAGAGAAUAAACUGCGUCUGCUUGAAGAGGGGAAUCUUAGAAGAAUUAGUGGUACUGGCAAGGCCAAAGUGAAGUUUGAAAAGUACCAUAGUAAAUCCGAGGUGCACGAGUACCCCGUGGCUGGAGACAGCACUCUUGGCAAGAAGGCUGUGAAGAGGGAACACUCGCCUGUUGAGGACAGCCCCAGCACCAGCAAGAAGAUCAAAUUAGAUGACGAUGCUAAUGAUAUAAAGCCUAAAAAGGAAAAGAAAGUAAAAACAGAACCAGAAGUAGACGAAGUGGACGGUGUAGGCAAUGGAGGAACUCCGAGCUCAGAGAAGAAGAAGAAGAAAAAGAAGAAGUCCCUGCAGCCAGAUGAAACACAAGUCGAAGUUACAGAAGAGGUCAAAGUAGAGGUUGGAGAAGAGCCUAAGAGCGAAAAGAAGAAAAAGAAAAAGAGACAGUCUCAGAUGCAAGAAGAUUAAUGUUUGUUAUGUGUUUCAAAAGUGCGUCAAAUUCUAGAACGAAAAGUUUCAAAUUAUAAAAAACGAUUUCCCAAAUUGAUCCACCGAGGCCCGACACAAAACUAAAGUCAAAUCGAAUUGUGCCAGAAUGUAAGACAUGUAAAUUUAGUCAACCUCGUUUCAUCGGUAGCCUAUAACAGUCCACUGCUGCAUUAUAGGCCUGUCCC